CCGGGUAAGCCGGCUGGGGCGCGGCGCGGGGCUGCGUCUGGGCCCGCCCAGCGCGCCGAGGCUCUGCGUCGUCUCAAGGCGGUGGCCAUUUUCGAGGGCGGGGGCGGCCCGGGCUGCGCGCGGAGGACGGGGGCGGGCGGCCCUGCGGCGGUGCGCAGCCAGGCGGCCGCAGCCACCCGGUAAUCGCAGUUCUUCCCCCAGUCUCCUGUGCAGCGGGAGCAGCAUGUCCGCGGACGUCCCCGAGGCAGCCUCCGCGGAGGAGCAGCAGGAAAUGGAAGAUAAAGUGACUAAUCCAGAGAAAGCUGAAGAAGCAAAAUUAAAAGCAAGGUAUCCUCAUCUGGGACAAAAGCCUGGAGGUUCGGAUUUCUUAAGGAAACGAUUGCAGAAAGGGCAAAAAUACUUUGAUUCUGGGGAUUACAACAUGGCCAAAGCAAAAAUGAAGAACAAGCAACUUCCUGCUGCAGCCCCAGAUAAGACAGAGGUCACUGGUGACCACAUUCCCACUCCACAGGACCUUCCUCAACGGAAACCAUCCCUUGUUGCUAGCAAGCUGGCUGGCUGACUGAAAGAGCAGAACUGCAUGAAUCUUCUAAUUCCCACUAUUUCCCCUUAGUAUGUAAUUUCUCUCCUUUUUCUUUCCUUUCAUUCACUUAAGUCAUUGGAGAAUGCUGGCUUUGCAGGGAGCGAUGGUGUGUGCUGUUGUAAGGGAAUAUAUGUGUGCAGAGUUCUUCAUUAGUUUAACAGUGCACUGAUGAAAAGAACACGUUAGAGCAACGUAAUCUACUUGAAAAUACUUGUAUAUAUUACCUAACUCCUAGUGUAGGACUGGUCCCAACAAGUAACAAGCAAGUUUUACGAUUUGAAUGUUUUGGCUUUCUUUAAUUCAUCUUAAUUAUAGCUUUGUAUGUUACCCUUAUUUAAUAUAAUAACCUCUAUUGUAUUGAUUUCUUCUGUAUUUUCCUUUUGGAUUUCGUAAAACAGAAGUUUAAGACCGUAAGUUGGAGAAAAGGUCACAUAUUUCAAACACAAAUAGAUGGGACUCCAAAAGAUUUGUAUCUCUGUGCUUGAACUUGAAUGGCCUUAAACCUGUUUCAGCUUUAACAAUAGAAUUUUACUUGGGCAAUAUUUGCCCAUUCUGGUGUAACGUAUGUGACUUUAGUGCUUAACAGCUGCCAUUGAAGCUAGUAUUCCUUUUCAGUUCUAUAGUGUUCAAGCACCUUUUGUUAUUACUGAAGAUGUGAAUGAAGUAUGCAUGUGCAUUAACUGUUGAAUUCACUUUUGUGCCACUUUUGUAAAUACAGUAGUUUUGCACAACCUCUCACAAAUGUCUGUAUUAAUUUCACAUGUUAAAAAGUAGAUGGUGUGCCAACCAGAAGCACAAGAGUUCCUACACAAGACUGUAUGACCUUAGGGCUUUUGUAUAGUUAUGAGUAGUUUACAAUCUUGAGUUUAUAGAAUACCAAACUGAAGUCUUUGCUCAGUCUGCCAUAGACUUAAGCUUCUUCAUUUGUUACUAAUAUCCAUGACAUUCAGUGGCCUUGUGCAAAUAUGAUAUGUUGCUUAGGCAUAUCUUUUGUCCUAUGCAGAACAUUUCAUUUUGACUUGUAUGAAAAUUGCAAUUUAUGUACUUUAUAUAGACUUUUUAAAUGUAGAAACUUUUUACUUCCACAGUCAAUUUUGGGGACACUAGAAUAAAAGGCUUCAGUACUCUG
Messenger RNA from Manis pentadactyla (Chinese pangolin), 1712 nucleotides. It is a transcript of the gene ARPP19, whose product is annotated as cAMP regulated phosphoprotein 19. The coding region runs from base 224 to 562 and encodes 112 amino acids. Gene Ontology annotation, cellular component: cytoplasm. Gene Ontology annotation, molecular function: protein phosphatase inhibitor activity. The transcript is spliced from 3 exons. The record is from RefSeq and is a predicted model, not a curated record. NCBI's taxonomy places the organism in Eukaryota, Metazoa, Chordata, Mammalia, Pholidota, Manidae.